This is a messenger RNA of Ectocarpus siliculosus, 1238 nucleotides long. NCBI's taxonomy places the organism in Eukaryota, Phaeophyceae, Ectocarpales, Ectocarpaceae. The record is from the annotation of a GenBank genome assembly.
UACUGCUGUUGUAUGCGCAGACUCACUAGUCCAUCCCGUUCAGGAUGUCGUGUUUACCUCCAAUGGGGACCUUUGCUCAACCCUAACGGGCCUCCCGGAGCUAUGAAUCAACCCCACAUUGUCUAGGAAAUUGCAGUGCGCAUCUUGGCAAGGUUGAUCAAGAAGCUUGAAACCAACUGCCGGUAAUGCAAUCGCCGACAUCGUUAUCCGACAUCGUCUCGGAAUGUCGAAGGGGGCUGGAAGCCGUGAAGGACGCGCUGCUGAAAACACACGCCGACAUCAGGCUGCAGUGCAAAGCUGCCAACGCGCUGGCGUCCUUGUGUAUGUCCGAGGAGGUGGCUAGAGGCUUCACGGCGGCACCGAAUAGCUCGGCCGUGGUUGACAGACUCGGCGAUAUGUUGAGAUCGCGCAGCCAGUGGGCCCAGGCAGACGCGGCGGGAUGCCUGGGGUGGCUCGUGGGCACCCUGGCGGGGGGGACAGCCCUUCACGAGCUGAUUCCCCUGGUAACACGGCUCAUGGUGAGGCACACCACCAAAGAUGACGAGGUGUUCAUCAGCGAGGAGAGGCAGCGAGAGCAGCAGGCGGUUUGGGGUCGAAGUCGCAGUAGCAACAGUAGGGGCGGUCAAGGUGGCCGUGGCGGCGGGGGGGGUGACAAGGAAGACCAGGCGCGGGAGCGCAUGGACAACAUACGAGUGUAUUCUCUCAUAUUUCUUCUCAAGAAACAAGAGGCUGAUAGCGUAAGAGCACGUGGAGUAUUCGGGCAACGCCAUCACGGUACAGAUGGAAACGCAGCCGACGGAGGUGGGGACCAGACUCCUCCUUCCCUCUUGCUGGCGGCGCGGCUCCUAUACGCCAUUUCUUUGGACCCUGGCGGAAGGUCGUCUCUUCUGGAGGCCAAGUGUCUACCGCCGCUCAUCCGCCUCCGGCGGCAACUGCACACGGAAGCAGCAGCGGAAGCGACAGCGACUGCAGAAGCUAGCGCCACCACCGCUGCCGUUCAGCCUGCGUUGGAAUGCACGAAAAUACCAGCUGGUCCAAACAGCGGUUCGGCAGCGUUUGCGCGAAAGGGAGGCACGGAGGAGGUAGAGAAAGAGGGAUUUGUGGGAAACCAACAGGCGCAGCAUAGUGGCGGAGACGUCGCCACCGGUGAUAGCAGUAGUGAGCCUGAUGUGGAGGGCAUAGAAGUGAUCGUCAGCUUGAUUGUCGAUCAGCUUGUGGGUAGGUCGAACGUCAGAUGA